Prorocentrum cordatum is the source of this 549-nucleotide messenger RNA. NCBI's taxonomy places the organism in Eukaryota, Dinophyceae, Prorocentrales, Prorocentraceae. The record is from the annotation of a GenBank genome assembly.
AUGAAGGGCUACUCGCUGAACAUGAAGACGGUCAACAGGGCCAUCAACGACGGCAAGAGAGGCGUCGACUACAUGCAGAAGUUCCCGAAGGGCAUCGACCUCAGCAGAGCUACGGUUUUGAUUGAAUGUGAUUCAGGACGCGCGAACGGCAACCCCGAGAGUGACGAGAUCGCGAGAUACAAGAGCAUCGGUGGUCAUUUUCUCUUCAUAGUGGACCACGAUGUGUUGUCUGGGAAGCUGGUGACAGCAGCUCUGAUGGAUUACAGUUCCAAGUCGACACAGAGAGUUUGCCGGAGCACACUUGCAGCUGAAGCCUCACAUCUUGCGGACUCACUGGAGGCUGGUGAAUGGCUGUGUGUUUUACUGGAGGAGGUGUUCAACCCGAAGAUCAAUUUGAAGGAUUGGCAGAAGAUCGUGCUGCUAAACCCGAUCGAGCUGAGGCUGAUCGACUACGACGUGAACGUUCGGCCGCUGGAGUUCGAGAGGAAGACUUGCAGGAUGACUGAGAUGGUCAGCCGGCCUUUAGAGCUUGUUGUACUGGGCGCCUAG